ACAUCUUACUUUUACCCAUCACAGCAAAGGUAUUUUUGGAAAGUUAACACCAAAAUAUCUCUUCUUUAAUUUCUCAAAGAGUCAAUAAGAGAACGAUUUUAAGGGACGGAGGGAGUAUAUAACAUGCCUCCCACACGUACUAUAUAUCCAUCGUCAAUCCCCCGAGCAUUUUCUAUUCCUUAUACAUUGGAGAAACAUUUAACUCAACCGCAGGAUGAGUAGCAUAGCGAAGAGGUGGGAAGAGCUAAGCGGGGGCAAAAACUGGGAGGGACUAAUAGACCCUCUAGACAUUGAUCUCCGCAAGUACCUCAUCCACUACGGGGAGAGGGCCCAGGCCACCUACGACGCCUUCAACGCCACCCUCACCUCCCCUCUCGCCGGAAGCAGCCGCUACUCCGAGGCCAGCCUCUUCCCCAAGGUCGGCCUCGAAAGCGGCAACCCGUUCAAGUACGAGGUCACAAAGUACUUCUACGCCACGUCGUCCCACCCAGUCCCUGACGCCUUCAUCGUCAAGCCUCUCGGGCUCGACGCGUGGAGCACGGAGUCCAACUGGAUGGGGUACGUGGCGGUGGCGGCCGACCCCGCCGGGAAGGCGGCGCUGGGGAGGAGGGACAUAAUUGUGUGUUGGAGAGGGACGGUUAGGACGCUGGAGUGGGUCAAUGACUUCGAUAUCACGUUAGUGCGCGCGGAUAAGAUCUUUGGGGGGAACGGCGGCGGCGGCAGUAGUACUAGUCCGAUGGUUCAUGGAGGUUUUUACUCUAUUUACACUUCUCAGAAUCCAAAGUCGGCUUUCAAUGUCACUAGUGCAAGAGAUCAGGUUUUGGCCGAAGUGAAGAGGUUGGUGGAGCUAUACAAGAACGAAGAAGUGAGCAUAACCACCUGCGGGCACAGCCUUGGGGCAUCACUCGCAACUUUAAACGCAGUGGACAUAGCCACAAACGGAGCCAACAAACCAACCGACGCCGGAAAAGCCUUUCCGGUUACCGCCUUCGCGUACGCCUGCCCCCGGACCGGCGACCACAACUUCAAGAAGGCCAUCGAGGCGACCCCAAACCUCCGCCUCCUGCGCGUCCGCAACGUCCCCGACAUCGUCCCCCAAGUCCCCCCUGCAACUUUGCUGACAGGCUACGCAGACGUUGGCGUGGAACUGGCAAUCAAUGUCACAAAGUCGAGUUAUGUGAAGGCCCCCGGGGAGUUGUCGAGUUGGCAUAGUCUCGAGGCUUAUUUGCAUGGGAUUGCCGGAACAAAAGGGGUCAGAGUUGGGGAUGGUUUUGAGUUGGUGGUGGGUAGGGGUAUCGCCCUGGUGAACAAGUCAUUGGAUUAUUUGAAGGAGGAGUAUGGGGUUCCUCAGAAAUGGUGGACGGAGAAGAACAGGGGAAUGGUUCAAGAAGAUGAUGGGUCUUGGAAAUUGAUGGACCAUGAAGAGGGUUAUACUCCAACACCACCAUAAUUUAGUGGGUGGUCUCUUGAAUAAUGUCACAACUUCCACAUAUGGAAAGUGACACUUUAAUUAUUACUCCGUAAUAUUUGUAUUAAAUAAUGUCACACUAU
Molecule: messenger RNA, 1551 nt
Organism: Cuscuta campestris
Lineage: Eukaryota; Viridiplantae; Streptophyta; Magnoliopsida; Solanales; Convolvulaceae
Source: the annotation of a GenBank genome assembly